AUGGGACAAGCUAAGAUCUACUAUGACUCUGACGCGGACCUAGGUGUCCUCAACAGGAAGAAGAUUGUUUUCCUCGGCUUUGGAAAUCAGGGGUCUGCACAAGCUCAGAACCUACGUGACAGUGGCAUCCCUAAUGAUCAAAUCCUGAUUGCCAACCGUGUGGAUUCAUAUGCUGAGACUGCGAAAGCCAAAGGUUUUCACGUCGAGCAUGACUUCGCAACAGCUGCCGAAGUUGCAGACGUACUAUUUAUCCUGAUACCUGACCAGGUUCAACCCCGCGUGUUUAACGAGCAAUUCUCGCCCAAAAUGAAGAGUAACGCCACCAUCGUUGUUGCUUCGGGUUACAACGUUUUCUUCAACUUGUUAAAGUUUCAGUCAGGGCAGGAUGUCGUGAUGGUCGCUCCACGGAUGAUUGGCUCUUCGGUGCGCUCUCUCCAUGAAAAGGGCCGCGGUUUCCCUUGUUUUGUUUCCGUCGAGCAAAACGGAACCGGCAAAGGCUUGGAUGUAGCUCUUGCACUCUCCCGUGCCAUUGGUGCAACCAAACAGGGAGCCAUUGCUUCGUCAGUGCGGGAAGAAACUGCGAUGGAUCUCUUUGCUGAACAGGCUCUCUGGCCCAACAUCAUUAUGAUGUUCAGGGAAGCUUUCAAUGUCCUCAAGGAUGCUGGGUGCUCUGACGAGGCUCUUUGCUACGAAAUGUGGAUGUCGAAAGAACCCGCAGAGAUCUUCGAGCGAGCUGCAGAUGAUGGUUUCGUCGCACAGCUCAAGCACCACUCUACAAUCUCACAGUAUGGUCAACUGGGUGGUUCACUCAAGCUCGGAGGAGAGGCCAUGCGGGAACACUUCAAGGACAUCCUGGAUAAUCAGAUCUUGAACGGCAAGUUCUGCGAGGCUUUCAGCCAGAUUGAGGGUGAUCUUGACAAGGAGGGUGAUACUAAUCCCCUCAAUGAGCUGUACAGACGAUCGGAGGAGAUGGAGCUCGUCAAGGCUGAGAAGCGCGUCAAAGCGAGGUUGGCUGGGCUUUUGUAG
Suillus paluster is the source of this 1026-nucleotide messenger RNA. Its product is annotated as IlvN-domain-containing protein. NCBI's taxonomy places the organism in Eukaryota, Fungi, Basidiomycota, Agaricomycetes, Boletales, Suillaceae. Gene Ontology annotation, molecular function: ketol-acid reductoisomerase activity. Gene Ontology annotation, biological process: L-valine biosynthetic process. Bases 1 to 1026 code for a protein of 341 amino acids. The record is from RefSeq and is a predicted model, not a curated record. The transcript has 9 exons.